Molecule: messenger RNA, 1288 nt
Organism: Saprolegnia diclina VS20
Lineage: Eukaryota; Oomycota; Saprolegniomycetes; Saprolegniales; Saprolegniaceae
Product: dihydroorotase, homodimeric type
Exons: 5
Coding region: 76-1125 (349 amino acids)
Biological process (GO): 'de novo' pyrimidine nucleobase biosynthetic process; pyrimidine nucleotide biosynthetic process
Cellular component (GO): cytoplasm
Molecular function (GO): dihydroorotase activity
Source: RefSeq, a predicted model, not a curated record
CGGCGCUGCAUCACAAGCCCAUUCUCGGUCGCCACAAUACUUCGUCCAUCGUCGGUUCCCCGCUGCCUCCGCGCCAUGUCGACCUCUGCCCGUAGCCCGCUGCGCCUCCGCGCCGCCGAUGAUAUGCACCACCACCUGCGCGACGGCGCGGCCCUCAAGCUCACGGUCGAGCAGGCGUCAGCGCAGUUCCGCCGCGUCGUGGUCAUGCCCAACCUCGUGCCGCCGGUCACGACCGCCGAGAAGGCCGUCGCGUACCGCGAGCGCAUCCUUGCGCACGUGCCCGCGGGCCGCGCCUUUGAGCCGCUCAUGACGUUGUACAUGACGGAUGGCACGACGCCCGAGACGAUCCGCGCGGCCAAGGCCUCUGGUGUUGUCCACGCCGUCAAGUACUACCCUGCUGGCGCGACGACCAACUCGGACUCGGGCGUCACCAAGAUCGACAACAUCUACCCCGUGCUCGAGACCAUGGCGGAGCUUGGCAUGCCGCUGCUCGUCCACGGUGAGGUGACGGACCAGACCGUUGACAUCUUUGACCGCGAGGCCGCGUUCAUCGAGUCGGUGUUGAAGCCGCUCAUUGCGCGCUUCCCGCGCCUCAAGCUUGUCAUGGAGCACAUUACGACCGCCGACGCCGUCAAGUUUGUGUCGGAAGCGCCUGCGAACGUCGGCGCGACCAUCACGUGCCAUCACUUGCUGUACAACCGCAACGCCAUCUUCCAGGGCGGUCUUCGCCCGCACAAGUACUGCCUCCCGGUGCUGAAGCGCGAGACGCACCGCCUUGCGCUGCUCGGGGCCAUCCAGAGCGGCAGCCCCAAGUUCUUCCUCGGCACGGACAGCGCGCCGCACAUCGUCGAGAAGAAGCACUCGGGCUGCGGCUGCGCCGGCAUCCAUACCGCCCACGCGGCGCUCGAACUCUACGCCGAAGCGUUUGAUGCCGCCGGGUGCCUCCCGCAUUUCGAGAAAUUUUGCUCGGAGAACGGCGCGCGCUUUUACGGCCUGCCGCUCAACGACGGCAGCGUGACGCUGGCGCAUACGACGUGGACGGUCCCGGAAUCCUACGCCUUUGACACGAGCGCCGUCGUGCCGCUCCGUGCUGGCGAGACGAUUGCGUGGAAGAAGACCGACUAAGUCCAAGCCGCAUGCAUCCAUACAUCCCACGUAUUUUCGUUGCACGCUUCUACGUUGCUAGCGUCCUUGCAUGGGCAUGUGUAUAUGGAGGGAAUUCGAGGUCUCAAGUAGUCGGAGGAUGGCCAAGAGUCAAUAUAAACAGUGGAAUGACCCUUGCGUGGGC